ACCGGAACCCAAAAACUUUUAAAUUGUGGUAAAGAAAUGAGAACUUUUGUGGUUUCGUUUUUCCGAAAAAAAGACCUUCGAGAAAAAAAAAAAGAUUAUAAAACAUCUAAUCUAAAAAGAAAUGAAAAAAGACCGUAGAAAAAUCCCAAAACUGAUGGCUUCAUUCAUCCCACUAUAAAUACGAACUCCGUCUUCCCAAUCCUUUGCAACACCACCAGAAUCUACACAGAUUUUACAGAGAUUUCCACAAGUUAGUUAGUAUGCAGAAGAGUGAGUCAGCUUCGUCGCUGGGCCCGGGUGGGCUGGACCUGUCGGAGGCCUUCUUCCGGCCCAUCGCAAGCGCCGGUCCACCCUCCCCGACCAAGCGCCACACGAAGAUCUCCGUGAUCGGCGCCGGAAACGUCGGGAUGGCGAUCGCACAGACGAUCCUUACACAGGACCUGGCCGACGAGCUCGUCCUCGUUGACGCCAAGGCCGACAAGCUCCGCGGCGAGAUGCUCGACCUCCAGCACGCCGCUGCCUUCCUCCCCCGCACCAAGAUCCAUGCCUCCGUCGACUACGCUGUCACGGUCGGCUCCGAUCUCUGCAUCGUCACCGCCGGCGCCCGCCAGAUCCCCGGCGAGUCCAGGCUCAACCUCCUCCAGAGGAACGUUGCUCUCUUUCGGAAUAUCAUUCCUCCACUCGCCAAGUACUCGCCGGAGACGAUUCUGCUUAUCGUCUCCAAUCCCGUGGACGUCUUGACGUACGUCUCCUGGAAGCUCUCCCGGUUCCCGUCGAAUCGGGUAAUCGGAUCAGGUACCAAUCUGGACUCCUCGCGGUUCCGGUUCCUCAUUGCGGAUCACCUUGAUGUCAAUGCUCAGGAUGUGCAGGCAUACAUGAUUGGGGAGCAUGGUGACAGCUCAGUGGCGCUAUGGUCUAGCAUCAGCGUCGGGGGAGUGCCGGUGCUGAGCUUCUUAGAGAAACAACAAAUAAGGUACGAGAAAGAAACACUAGAGAACAUUCACAAACAAGUUGUAAACAGCGCCUAUGAAGUGAUUAGUCUGAAAGGCUACACCUCAUGGGCGAUAGGCUACUCGGCAGCUAACCUAGCUCGGAGUUUACUCCGAAACCAGAGGAAGAUUCACCCGGUCUCGGUCCUUGCUAAGGGGCUCUACGGCAUUGACGGCGGAGAAGUGUUCCUAAGCUUGCCUGCACAACUUGGGAGGGGUGGUGUCUUAGGAGUCACUAAUGUGCCUCUCACUGAUGAGGAGGCACAGAAGCUUAGGGACUCGGCUAAAACCAUCUUGGAAGUGCAAUCUCAGUUGGGGAUUUGAAUAUGGAGACACUUUUGUGGCAGAUUUAAACCCAACUUGUUGCUUUUAUUAUAACCUUUUUGGUUUAUGUUACCUACUUGUAUUUUUGGGAAGCCUGAGGUCUCUAGUUUAUUUUGUCUUGUAAGAAACUAACCAAUGGUCGGGCACUUUGAUCCUCAAAUAUAGAUGAAUUGUUAACCCAACAAUUUUAGCAUGUGAUGUCUAUUUAAAGGAGAAUGAGGUUGGCUUGUUACUUCAA
This is a messenger RNA of Morus notabilis, 1551 nucleotides long. RefSeq names its product L-lactate dehydrogenase A. NCBI's taxonomy places the organism in Eukaryota, Viridiplantae, Streptophyta, Magnoliopsida, Rosales, Moraceae. The record is from RefSeq and is a predicted model, not a curated record. Gene Ontology annotation, cellular component: cytoplasm. The transcript has 2 exons. Gene Ontology annotation, molecular function: L-lactate dehydrogenase (NAD+) activity. The coding region runs from base 261 to 1313 and encodes 350 amino acids. Gene Ontology annotation, biological process: carboxylic acid metabolic process.